AUGAGAGAUAUUUCGAGAGAGAAACACCCUCCACAAAGGGGAGGCCUCCUAAGUGACACUAUUCCUAAUCCCAAGAGUGGUGGAGAAGAAGCAGAGAUUGAGGCGCCAUUUGAGGUGCCAAGUGAAGUUGAGGAAGUGCAAGUGGAAAUUUCAAAAGUGAUUGAAUUUGAUCCGGUGCUAGAUGUUCCAAAGGCUCAAGAUAGGUUAGUGAAAAAAACUGAGGAUGCUAAGUGUCAGCGGUUCUAUGAUCAACUGAAGCAGCUGUCGAUGAAUAUUUUGUUUCUAGAUACCUUCCAAGAAAUGGCAGGUUUUGCAAAGUAUUUAAAAGAGCUAUUGACCAAGAAGAGACCGGUCGAGCAUGACACAGUGAGUAUGACUCAUCGUGUUAGUUCUAUCAUAUCUAUAACCAGGGUUCAGAAGAAGGAGGAUCCAGGUGCUUUUACUAUUCCAUGUUAUGUUGGCCACCAUGAUUUUGCUUGUACUCUCUGUGAAAAUGGGGCUAACAUUAACCUAAUGUCGCUUGCUAUCUAUAAGAAAUCGUGGUUGGGAAUGCCUAGACCUACUACCAUGCGACUGUAG
Lycium barbarum (goji berry) is the source of this 579-nucleotide messenger RNA. RefSeq lists its product as uncharacterized. NCBI's taxonomy places the organism in Eukaryota, Viridiplantae, Streptophyta, Magnoliopsida, Solanales, Solanaceae. The transcript has 3 exons. Bases 1 to 579 code for a protein of 192 amino acids. The record is from RefSeq and is a predicted model, not a curated record.